CUCUCUCGUUUUUUUUGUUUCGUCCGAGGACGAUGCUGGGAUGUCGGUCCGUACAGUUUCGGGUCUUUGUUCGGAUGAUUUGAGUCGAUUCUUGGGUUGAAUUGAAGGGGGUUAUGGGCGGGUUUCCGUGGAAGAAGGCGAAGGGCACCGCCAGAAUUUCGCAGAUGGUGAAGGAUCAAUUCCGCCGCCGUAAGACCGCCGCAUCGCCGCUCCUCGUCCAGACCGGCUUCCCCACUUCCCUCGUCGAUCUCAUCCUCAAAAACCACGAACGCUUCAACAUGCCCUCCGGUCCCCCUAAAAGGAAACCGCCCCCGCCGAUCCGAACCGGCGAUCCGGAUUUCUCGCACCCCUCGCCGCCGGUUUCGCCGCUCAGAAUCCCGAUAUCCUCCACGGACAUGGACGGAAGUGAUAAUCCGGCAACCAAUUCGAAUUGGGUACUUUCUGCCCUUCUGAAGAUCUUCAUGCUGGUAGUUUUGGCUCUCGGAACUAAGAAAUUCGCCGCCGGAAUCACAUUAUCGGCGUUCUUUCUGUUCUUUCUCGAUUACUUGGCCAGAAACGUGUUCCAAUUCCAGAUCUUGGCGACUUUCAGGCGAUUUAUCACUAGUCAAGUUGUUAGAGAUGAUGGAAAAGACCAUCCAAUUGAAGAAAUCCAAGUUGUUGAGGAUCUUCCUUUCAAGGAAAUCGACGAUCCAUCUCUCGUCGGCAAAGAAUUUGAAUCCGAAGGGACACAAUUUGUGGCCGAGAUGAUAGGGGAAGACGAUGGAGCAUGUGAACUCUCCCAAUCCAAGAGGCGAAAGUCUCGGAGGGCAAAAAUAAGAUCAAAAAUGAAGAAACUUUUCCAUUCGAGGAAGGGAAUACGAAAAGGCCCAAAAGCCGAGUCGAACCCAACCGGAGAAGCCGAGUCGAAUCCAACCGGAGAAGCUGAGUCGAAUCGAGCCGAGUCGAAAGAUACUUUUCAAGAAAUUCCUCAUUCACAUGAGGGUGAAGUGGAGACAACUCUAGUCAUCAUCAAGCAAAAUGUGGUUGAAAGGAAGGGGAAUUAUGGAUACAUGGUUCUUGUCAUGGUUGCUCUUCUUGGGCUUGUUAUGGGAGGAAAGAUUUAUGCCCUAACUUUUACCUUGACAUGGUGUUUCUUGUCGAAAUGGUCCGUUUUUCGGAAACGGUCUCUCCAGCUAUACAGUUAACGAAAUCGGGCGUCUUCUGAAGACAGACAUUUAUACAGUUAAAGGUAAUGUCAGAGACAUUUUAUACCGUUACGGGCAAUGUUUGUGUACACAUAUGCUCCCCACUCCACUUCUGGGUUUUGGUGGUUGUUAUGGUGCUUCUUGUCAAUGCCAAACAAAGCUACAUUGAGAGGUCAAAGGGGGUUUCUUUGUGAGGAUGAGAUCAAGUCAAGAAAUAUCUAUGUUCCACAAUGAAAUCAAUGGCAGGCUUUGUUUCAUGGAAAGCAAGCAGCAGAAAUUUGGCACUCUUUUUUGUCAUAAUGUUGUUUGCUUUUUUUGUGGAAUUCUUUUUUUUUUUGGUAUUUAGCCAACAACCCCUUAGCUUUUGGUGCAAUCUCCAGCCUUUGGUUGGUGUU
This is a messenger RNA of Cuscuta campestris, 1579 nucleotides long. The record is from the annotation of a GenBank genome assembly. NCBI's taxonomy places the organism in Eukaryota, Viridiplantae, Streptophyta, Magnoliopsida, Solanales, Convolvulaceae.